AUGUCGUGCUCCGACGUGAGCGAGGCGGAGAAGUACCUUUGGGAAUCGCUUCCUCCCGAGUUGCAACAUAUGGUUUGCGAAUACUUGCCCCAACAUGCCAUCUCCCGGCGUCUGAGCGUUGCUGUCUCCAAUAGUUGGGAUGACAAGGUCGCUCUGUUUGAGCAGUACCUGUACAAGAAGCCGUACCUUCGGAUGGAAGCAGGCUCGCUGGAGCGUUUCAACGGCUUGACUACAUCUUGGUCUCCGGACCGUCAGCAUCACGAUCGGCUCUCGAAAUUUCGAGACAUGUUGAUACAUGUCACACCUGAAGCGAGUCGGAAGUGCCUGGCAAUCAUGAGGAAUCUCACUGCUUUGUUGGAUCUUCCUCAAAGUAUAUCAAACCUACGGGUAGUCGCUUUCACCAAUGAAAGCAGAGUGACUGCGCAGACCGAAAAGCUCUUUUUGAAGUUUUUCAAGCGCCAAUUGUGGUAUCUCGACGUUCUGUGCAUACCAACAUGGUAUGAUGGUGAGAAGGUGGAGAAGAACUUCAUCUGGGGUGUAUUGCCUCAUCUUCUCCAGCAAUGGGAUUUCUUCCAUCCCAAGAACGAAGAAGAGCUUGAGAGCGUUGCUCUCCACAAUACUGCUGCUCUGGGCGACUCGGCGAACUCUUUCGAGUUCGAUCGGGAGAUUCGCAUGCCAAAGCUCCUCGAGACGACUGGAAGCCCAAUGCUGGGGGUCAAAGUCCGCCGGCCCUUUGACAGCCGCACGCAUGAGGCUGGCAAAGAAGUGGAGAUCUUGGUGAACCGCGAUGCCCCCGCUCACUAUUGCCGAAAGCUUUUGGAGCAGAAGCCAGGGCGCGAAGUUGUCUCGAUCACCAUUGACAACGGUAGCGCGGAGUCUCUGGUGCCACUACAGCCCAUUCUCAAGGGUCUUGGUUGGGAUAGCAUCCUGGAGAGUCUCGAGGAAUUCUCCGUUACAUACCUUGAUCUCGCGGAAUACGGCAAUUCGAUGAUAAUCGAGGACGAAGACGACAUCCUGAUCAGCGCGAUCAAGUCAUUGACGAUCAAAGAUUGCGUGGGCAUUCGCAGCUUCUUUGACGGUUGUCAUGCCGCAUCGAUCGAUCCUUCGUCUCUGAUCCUCAAACAGUCGCUUCAGAAACUUGAGCAGGACGAGGAGACGGCACUAUGCACACUCAUAGCGUCUUGCAGUGACCUACAAACCCUGUGCCUGAUCUACGACAAGGCCAAACCGAUCUUCGAGGGCACCACCACACCAAGCUUCUGGGAAGGCAGCAUCAGCAAGACUGACCAGCCCGAUUACUGCCACUUUCCCCUGGCCACCAUCCUCCCCAGUAUCGGUCAUUCAUUGACAUCUCUACAUCUCGGAGCUGACCCAAGCCUUCGACUUCACACAAAAGACCUCAAUUUGAUCGCUACCCAAUGUACCAACCUCAUCAGCCUUGGUAUCCCGUUCCCCGCCUUGACCGAGGACAUUACCCCCGACCAGUUCUGUCAAGAGAUAUCGGAUCUUGGUGUUCUACGAGACCUACUACUCCUCCAGUAUCUCCACCUAUCAUGCCCGCCGACCGAGCCCGAUGAAGAUGGCGAUCUGCCACCUCCAGUCGAAGACAUAGCACGCUGCGCUCUGGAGAUGUUACUGAACAAGUGGAUAUUGACUCACGUCAAAUGCUUCACCGUGGCCUUUCGCACAGCGACGUUUACCCGCGACACUUGCCAUUUCCGGGUACUAUCAUACACCAACAAGGUCGAACGCAUCUCCGAGAAAAAGCUAGGAAGGAACAUGGAAGCAUUUGGUCACUUUGUACGAGGCGACUGGGACGAGAUGUGCACCGUACAGGCAUUUUGA
Molecule: messenger RNA, 1845 nt
Organism: Alternaria viburni
Lineage: Eukaryota; Fungi; Ascomycota; Dothideomycetes; Pleosporales; Pleosporaceae
Exons: 3
Coding region: 1-1845 (614 amino acids)
Source: RefSeq, a predicted model, not a curated record